Molecule: messenger RNA, 7186 nt
Organism: Rhineura floridana
Lineage: Eukaryota; Metazoa; Chordata; Lepidosauria; Squamata; Rhineuridae
Gene: ADCY6
Product: adenylate cyclase 6
Exons: 23
Coding region: 915-4397 (1160 amino acids)
Biological process (GO): adenylate cyclase-activating G protein-coupled receptor signaling pathway; adenylate cyclase-inhibiting G protein-coupled receptor signaling pathway; intracellular signal transduction
Cellular component (GO): plasma membrane
Molecular function (GO): adenylate cyclase activity
Source: RefSeq, a predicted model, not a curated record
ACAGGUGGUCACUUAACAAAACCGUAACUGCAUUAACAGAUUCCCCCACCCUAGGUGACAAUAGUUGGGGGACCACUAUCCUGGGGUAGGAGGUACUGGGGGAAAUGUGUGUAUGGAGAGGAGGAGGCACCAGGAGACCAAACUGUGCACUCCAGAGACUCUUGUAGCUUAGAUUACAGUUGUGCUUUAGGGCACCGGGGAUGUUGGGUGGUAGGUCUCGCGUAUACCCCCGGAGGGCAGGUGUGUGUUAGUUGAGCGAAUCAAUCAGCCGGAGUGGGUUGCACCCCUGGGUCAAGCUGCUUCGGCCACUAUCCUCCCUCCCUUCUCUGCCCGCUUGCAGCAGGUGCCCGGAAUCCUCCGACUCUGUUGCCAAGCGCGCCCGUUGUCUGGAAUCACAGCUCCUCUCUGCAUCUCCCCCCCCCCCAUAGCUGCCCCCGCAUCCCAGCGCAACAGGCAAAGGGAAGCAGACAAAAGGGACCGUGUGCCUUUAAGGCGUCCUGCUUGGCGAUCCCGGUCAGGAGCGCAGGGAGCGGGGCGAGCCUUGUGGAUCCGGGCUAGAGGGCGUUUACUCUGGACAACGCAGGGAGGAGGGGACGGGCCCAGAGCGAGCAGGCAGGAAUGGAGAGGAGGCGAAGACGGAGCUGGGGGGACGCGCUGUAAACAUAGAGCAAAGGGUUGGAGAAGGAUCCGCUUGGCAGAGAGAGGGAGAGAUCGUCGCUUGCUACCCCCUCCCCCGCCCCACCCGCGGGAGAGGAGGGCCCUGCCGUGCCCAGAGACGGCCCAGCCGCAAGGAGGUUGCAGCCACAGCUCAAUGCUGAAGAGGAAAUAAGAAAUUCCCCUCGCAGUUUCUGCUUUGUCUUCCCUACGGUGAUCCAUGUCGCCUCAUCGUGCCCAGUUCCGAGUGGCCUUCCAGUAUGUCCUGGUUUAGCGGCAUCCUGGUGCCCAAAGUGGACGAGCGGAAGACUGCUUGGGGGGAGCGCAAUGGGCCCAAGCGCCAUCGCCCGGCACUUUGUGGCCCGCGCUACAUGAGCUGCCUACAGGACCCGGAGCUGGAGCGUGGAGGCAGUGGGGGGCUGGGGCUGAACUGUUCAUGGCAGGAGGACCACUAUGGCAAGAAGCAGCCGCCGCCGCCACUUCCGCUUGGUACUGGAACAGGGGAUUUGGGACUCAAAGCCGUGGACCUGGGCUUCGAGGAUGGGAGCGGCCCAGCGGGUGAGGCCAAGGGGCUCUCGGCCGGUGAUUGUGGCCGGCGCCUCCUGCAGGUGUUCCGCUCCAAGCGCUUCCACUCGGCCAAGCUGGAGCGCCUCUAUCAGCGCUAUUUCUUCCAGAUGAACCAGAGUUCAUUGACGGUGCUCAUGGGAGUCUUGGUGCUGGCUUGUGGCAUCAUGUUGCUGUUCCACUGUGUGCCUGGUGCCCCCCGUGUGCCCUAUGCCACUGCCCUUGCUGUGGCGGCUGCCCUCUUUCUCUCCCUCAUGGUCCUCUGCAAUCGGACUGGCUUCCACCAGGACUGCAUGUGGGCUGUGAGCUACCUGGUCAUUGGGGCAUUGUGUGGGGUGCAGGUGCUGGGCACGCUUCUGGUCUUGCCACGUAGUGCCUCUGAGGGGGUCUGGUGGAGCGUCUUCUUCAUCUACAUCAUCUACACCCUCCUGCCCGUGCGCAUGCGAGUGGCAGUGCUGGCCGGAGCCUUGCUGUCUGUGCUUCACCUGGUAAUCUCUUGGCAUCAGAACAGGACAGACUCCUUCCUUUGGAAGCAGCUUGGUGCCAACAUUUUGAUCUUCCUUUGUACCAAUGUCAUUGGCAUCUGCACCCACUACCCAGCUGAGGUGUCGCAGCGCCAGGCCUUCCAAGAGACCCGUGGCUAUAUUCAGGCGCGGCUACACUUGCAACGUGAAAACCGUCAGCAGGAGCGGCUCUUGCUAUCAGUACUGCCCCAGCAUGUUGCCAUGGAGAUGAAGGAGGACAUCAACACCAAGAAGGAGGAUAUGAUGUUCCACAAGAUCUACAUCCAGAAACAUGACAAUGUCAGCAUUCUGUUUGCUGACAUUGAGGGUUUCACUAGCCUGGCAUCCCAGUGCACGGCACAGGAAUUGGUCAUGACGCUGAAUGAGCUUUUUGCCCGUUUUGACAAGCUGGCUGCGGAGAAUCAUUGCCUACGUAUCAAGAUCCUUGGUGACUGCUACUAUUGUGUCUCGGGACUGCCAGAACCACGGACAGACCAUGCCCAUUGCUGUGUUGAGAUGGGCGUUGACAUGAUUGAGGCCAUUUCGCUGGUACGUGAGGUGACGGGGGUGAAUGUGAACAUGCGUGUCGGGAUCCACAGUGGGCGUGUACAUUGUGGAGUGCUGGGGCUGCGCAAGUGGCAGUUUGAUGUGUGGUCCAAUGAUGUCACCCUGGCCAACCACAUGGAGGCUGGUGGCAAAGCUGGGCGGAUCCACAUUACACGGGCUACGCUGCAGUACUUGAAUGAGGACUACGAAGUGGAGCCUGGGCAUGGGGGUGAGCGCAAUGCCUACCUUAAGGAGCAUAACAUCGAGACCUUCUUCAUUGUGGGCUGCAGCCAGAAACGAAAAGAGGAGAAGGCCAUCUUAGCCAAGCUACAACGCGCCCAGGCUAAUUCCACUGAAGGGCUGGUGCCUCGCUGGGUGCCUGAGCGCUCAUUUCCCCGGACCAAGGACUCCAAGGCCUUCCGACAGAUGGGUAUUGAUGAUUCCACCAAAGACAACCGAAGCACACAGGAGGCCCUGAAUCCUGAAGACGAGGUUGAUGAGUUUCUGGGCCGUGCCAUUGAUGCUCGAAGCAUUGACCAGCUACGCAAGGACCACGUCAAACGUUUUCUGCUCACUUUCCAGAAACCAGAGUUGGAGAAAAAGUAUUCCAAAAAGGUGGAUACCCGCUUUGGGGGCUACGUGGCUUGUACCAUGCUUGUCUUCUGCUUCAUCUGUUGUAUCCAGAUUGUCAUCUUCCCACACUCCCCUCUGAUGCUUGGCGCCUACAUCAGCAUCUUCAUCGUCCUGGCCACUAUCCUUUUUGUCUGUGCCAUCUACUCCUGCCUUGGCCCUUUUCCAGCCGCCUUGCAGCGUGUCUCCCGCAAGAUUAUCCAAUCCCGAAUCAACAGCACUGUCACUGGUGUUGCUGCCAUCCUGCUUGUCUUUGUCUCUGCUUUUGUCAACAUGUUUGCUUGCAGCCGGCUCCGGCUCCAAGACUGUGCUGCCAGGUUUCUCAACGUUACUCCAGCUUCUGUGGGGCCUUGCCAUCUCCGUGCCCUCAACUACUCAUUGGCAUGGGAUACUCUGCCUUGUGAGGGGAAUGGUGCUUCUAGCUGCAGCUUCCCUGAGUACUUCACUUACUCGGUGCUGCUGAGUCUACUGGCUUCCUCUGUUUUCCUGCACAUCAGUAGCCUUGGGAAGUUGGCGCUGCUGGUGGGGAUGGAGGCUGUGUACCUGGCCCUGGCUGAGGGCCCCCAGGGGGUGUUGUUUGACAACUACGACUUGCUGGUGGCUGCUAAUGCCCUGCCAGCCUUCAAUGAGACCCACGGCAGUCAAGAUUGCUCUACAGAGGGAAAAGUAGCUCUCCAGUACAUGACACCUGUCAUUUUGCUGCUUUUUGCUUUGGCACUCUAUCUGCAUGCCCAGCAGGUGGAGUCUACAGCCCGUCUAGACUUCCUCUGGAAACAACAGGCUACAGGUGAGAAAGAGGAGAUGGAGGAGCUGCAGGCCUACAAUCGUCGGCUGUUGCACAACAUCUUGCCCAAAGACGUGGCUGCUCACUUCUUGGCCCGCGAGCGCCUCAAUGAUGAGCUGUAUCACCAGUCGUGCGAGUGUGUUGCAGUCAUGUUUGCCUCAAUCAGUAACUUCUCAGAGUUCUAUGUGGAGCUGGAAGCCAACAACGAGGGUGUUGAAUGCCUGCGACUGCUCAAUGAGAUCAUUGCUGACUUUGAUGAGAUUAUCAGUGAUGAGCCAUUCAGGCAGCUGGAGAAGAUAAAGACGAUUGGUAGUACCUACAUGGCGGCUUCAGGGCUAAAUGACAGCACCUAUGAUCGUGACGGGCGCUCCCAUAUUACAGCACUGGCUGACUAUGCUAUGCGACUCAUGGAACAGAUGAAAUAUAUCAAUGAACAUUCUUUCAAUAACUUCCAAAUGAAAAUUGGGCUAAACAUUGGGCCGGUGGUGGCCGGGGUGAUUGGAGCCCGAAAGCCACAGUAUGACAUUUGGGGCAACACGGUGAAUGUGUCUAGCCGUAUGGACAGCACUGGUGUCCCUGACCGUAUUCAGGUGACAACUGACCUUUAUCAGGUAUUGGCAGCCAAAGGUUAUCAGCUGGAGUGUCGCGGGGUCAUCAAGGUCAAAGGCAAAGGCGAGAUGACCACCUAUUUCCUGAAUGGAGGCCCCACCAGUUAGCAAGAAAGAGCCUUUGCUUACAAAGGGACCUAUGAAGCUGGGCUCGGGCAGCAUGGGGAUGAUUGGUUCUCUCUCAUUUCUCUAUUCGUUCUGGGUUUUAGAACAUGCCCUCCUAAAAGGGAACCCCCCUGCAACUACUUCUGAAAUGGGAUUCUCGGUGAUGUUGAAAAAGAGGAGAUGUUGGGGGUCACUUUACCCCAUAUGAGACUUAUUUUUUUAUUUAUUUGGAGCAAAGCCUAACUUGGAGUGCCUCCUUUUGGGCCCAUGUGGGUGCUAUUUUGGGGUAAGGUUUGUUUUAAACUUUCCGCCGCUCCUAGGAUCAAUCAAAGGAUCUGGUGAGGGGAGGUUGCAGUAGGGGUUGAAGGCCCCACCCUUCUGUAUUUGUGGAUCCAGAAAGCUGACAUUUUUGAUGUUAUUGUUGAAGAGAGGCUAUUCCUCCCCCCUCUUCCUUCAGCAUUGCUUGGAUGUUUUUGAGAGGGGGCCCUUUUCUCUUGAGGUGCCCUUUGCUGAUACUUUCUGGAAGCGCAGCAGCAGCAGCAUCACCACUCCUCCCAUUGGGGAGGCGGCUUGCCCCCUAAUCAGUUGGGGUUUUGUUUUUUGUUUUUUGCAUCCCUCAGCUACACCCACUCUGUCUCUUCUGUCUCUCUUUUCUCACACACGCUCACAAACUCACUGUGAAGUUUGGGAAUGUCUCUCUCUUUUUUGUGGUGAGGGGUUGUCACUGGGAGUACAGUUCUCAUUUGCCAAAUUGCUUUGUCUGGAAUUAAGGGGAGUGGUAAUGAACACUUCGGGUGCUUUGAGAGGGGUAAAAAGGGGGGCUGGGGUUGUGGUUUUGAUGCCAAAGAGAAGGUGGAGAAAUGGGCCAUCCCAGCUCCCAUAAUACCUGGGGAAAGAGGCACGCUACUCUGGGGAGGUGCAACCGGUUUUAGGUGCCUGGGGUAGGAGAGAGAAAUGGUCUUGUGUGCAGCCCUCUUCCCUUUUCCUGCAGGAGGGGCCUUCUUCCAAUUCACUGGGACCCCAGAAGAAAAGAAGUAGCAAUUAUUUAACGGGAGCUACCUUCUGGAAUUGGAAGACAGCACACUCUUUCUUUCCAAUACACUGUCAUGGACAUUUGCUGUUAAGUGCCAACUUCUCUCUCUCUCUCUCUCUCUCUCUCUCUCUCUCUCUCUCUCUCUCUCUCUCUCUCUCUCUCUCUCUCUCUCUCUCUCUCUCUGUCUCUCCCCCUCUCCCCUCCUAGUUUUCCUAUUGUCUCAUUCUCUAGGUUCAGCCAGUUGGUUCUUCUGCCCUUUUGGGGGGGGGGGAAUAUACCCCCAUUUUCUUUUGGGUGUAUAAUUACAGUAUCUCCAGGAAAAAAAUGACGCCCUCUCCCUCCUGCUCUUUAUACCAGCUGAUACUGGAAUGGGAGUAGGGUGGGCUUAGGCUAGGUAAUAAGCACUUCCAGCCAUCUGGCUGCCCUAGUAAUAACUUGAUCUGGCCUUCUUACCUGGGAGGAAAAGUGGUAGAUCACAAAAUCAGCAGAAUGAGACCACUGCGUUAAUCACCAAAUUUAAGGUGGAGAGAAUGUGGCACUGGGGUGGAAGAGGGGAAAAUACUCUUUACUCCCUUUAUUUUUAUUUUAUUUGCAAGUGCAGGUGGGAAUUGGGGAUCUGUCUGCACCAAAGUAGUAAUUGGUCAUAGGAACUUCAGAGACUAUCUCUGUAAAAAGUUUUAAAAGAACUUUCUUCUUGUGAGUGGUAAAAGUCUGUGUUCGGAAGAAGUGCUCUAGAAGAACUGAUGUUUGGUGUUGAAGAGCAGGUGAAUGUGGUAAGUGCAGUGUAACUUCACCUUCAGUGGCUUCUACCCAAUGGCACACUUAAUGAGGUUUGGAAUUUCACAGAUUGAUGGCUGCCAUGUUGAAAAUGUUUCAUCUCCUGAUCUAGCCCCUGUAGGGGCAGGGAGAAAUCUGGGAUAGUGAAGACAUACAGCUUACUUAAGUUCUGUCUGUAUUCUUGUUUGUUCUCCCUUUUAUGGAGUGGGUGAGAUGGUAAGCCCCAUGUUGGCUGCAGUUCCUUUUUUCUCUGGAGAAACUAUAUUUGGCCUAUUUUCACUUGACCCUGUUCCAAAACAUCUUUAUCUUCAACUGUGGACUGAAAUGGUUGCAAGCAUGUGUAUGGAUGUGUCCCACCCACUGCCAUUGUUUUGGUCUUGUCCAUCUUGAAUUUAGUGUUGGCAAUUUAUAAUCCCCUUCUCUCUUGUCAAGUGGGAUUCCAGUACUAAAAUAGAUUCCUUGAAAACAAGGUUUAUUUUGCUCAACUCUUUGUCAAAAGUGACACCUAAUGGGGAACAUCUAAGCCAUAGGGAAGCAAGGUAGCUUUGUGAAAUCUCUGUUCUUUUAAGCAGAUGAAUAAAGGGGAAAACAAAUGUUUUUUAAUUGGUGGGGGGGAGAGUUUUUAAAGAGGGAAAAAGCAACUUCUUUUUAGUUUUCUUGAUGGUUUAAACUCUUUUAUUGCAUUAAAAAAAUUAAGAAAGAACUUUGUUUUUUAAUGGACAGCAAGUGCCCCUGUUCAUAGCCUAUGAGUUACUGGCACUCACCUUGGGGGAAGGCUAUGUAGGUGGAAAAAAGGGAGUUUUUUGAAAAACAAACCACGUAACCCAGAUCUCCCACUCCCUCUAGGGCUACUGCUAAAAUGGCUCAGUUGCAUUUCUUGGAUGAAGUGUGUGAGCAGAGUGGGCGAUAUGGCACUUAUUUGGUACUUUUUUUCUUUUUUGUGUGUAUAUAUAAAUUAUAUAUUAAAGAUCACUUUCUAUUA